AUGGCUACUAUUGAAUCCUCAAAUGAAAGACGAGAGAAUCUUCUUCCAAAUGAAGUUCGAAAAAAUAAGGAAGAUAUUCAAUUGAUUUGGCUUGAUAGAAAAAUGAAUAAUUCAGAUGAUAAUCAUCUCACUCAAUCAAAGUUAAUCGAACUCAAUCCAGCUGUUCAAUUUUAUUCUCAUUUUGAUCGUUGCCUUGAUUUAAUCAAAUCAAUCAAAGACGAACAAAUCUUUCUUAUUGUUUCAGGUGGUUUUGCUGAACGUAUACUUUUACAAAUUCAUCAUUAUCGACCUCUCGUUGCUGUAUUUAUUUUUUGUUCUAAUCGUCAACGUUACACACCAUUAAUGAAAGAAUAUAAAAAAAUUAUUGGAAUAUAUACAAAGCAACCUAAUUUAUUAGAAUCAAUUCGCGAAAAAAUGAAUUUAAUUGUAAAACAAACAUUAACAUUUAAUCUUUCUGAUCAAAAGCAAAAAUCAGCAUCAUUUCUAUUACAUCAAAUGUUAAUUUAUGUUCUAAAACAAGCGCCACAAGAUGAACAAUCAAGAAAAGAAAUACUCGAUAUGUGUCGUGAUUAUUAUAAAAACAAUAAACAAGAAUUAGAGAAGAUUGAAGAAUUUCAAAAUAAUUAUACUCGUCACAAAGCAAUUGAAUGGUAUACAGAUAAAUGUUUUCUUUAUAAAUUAUUAAAUAAAGCAUUUCGAACAGAUGAUAUUGAAUUACUCUAUACUUUUCGAUUUUUUAUUAUUGAUUUAUGUUCAGCUAUUGAACAAGAAAAUUAUCAUUUCAAAAUUAAAGACACAUUGACGUUGUAUCGUGGAACACAAAUUCCGAAUGAAGAAUUAGAAAAACUAAAAGAAAACGUUGGUAAAACUAUUUCAAUAAAUGGAUUUUUAUCAACAUCACAAAGUAUCAGUUCUCAAUUCAAUGAUUUUAUAUUGAUUUUAUUUGAAAUUAAAGUGGAUCCAUUAUUAGAAAGAGUGGUUUAUGCUGAUGUUGGAAAUAGCAAUCGAAUAGAAGGUGAAGAAGAAGAAGUUCUAUUCAAUCUCAAUUCACUUUUUGAAAUCGUUUCUGUUUGUUUUGAUUCUAAACUUGGUGUAUGGAAAGUUGAAUUGAAUGCAAUUGAUGAAGAUGUAGAAAACGUUGAAGAAUAUCUUUCAUUAUCGAAACAACAGAUGGAAGAAUACACACCACUUAUUUAUUUUGGUAGACUUCUCUUAAAUGAAUUAGAUCAAGUAGAUCGUGCAGGAAAAUAUUUUGAUAUGUUAUUGAAAUCACUUCCACACGAUCAUCCUGAUAUUGCAGCUGUUUAUCAUAAUAUUGGUAUAGUACAUGAGAAGAAAGAUGAAUUGAAUUUGGCAUUGAAAAAUUAUGAGAUAGCUUAUGAAAUGCGUCAAAAACAAUUACCGUCAAAUCAUCCACACAUUGCUAGUUCACUCAACAAUAUUGGUCUUAUUUAUAAGGCAAAAGGUGAUUUUAAUACAGCACUUGAUUAUUUUCAAGAGGCUUUGAAAAUUGACGAAAAUUUAAAUUCAGAUGAUAAUCUACAAAAAGCAAUGAAAAUCGAAAAUAUUGGAAGAGUAUACACGGAUAGAGAAGAUUUCGAUACGGCUCUUACUUGUUUAUCUCAUGCUCUCGAGAUGUUCAAACAUGUUCUUCCUGAUCAACACUCUGAUAUAGCACGAUGUCUUGGUGGAAUAGGAUAUGCUCAUGAGAAGAAAGGUAAUUUAGAUGUUGCUCUGGAUUAUUAUCAACAACAAUUAAAUAUGGAAGAACAAUGUUUACCUUUCGAACAUUCAAAUCUUUCAAUUCAUCUCGGUUGGAUCAUUGAUAUUUAUAAAAAGAUGAAUAAGAUUGAUAAAGCAUUAGACUUAUGUGAACAAAAGCUUGCUAUUCAAAAAACAAGAUUAGAUGAAAAUCAUCCUCGUAUUGCUCGAACAUUAAUGAUUAUAGCUGAUUUAAUCGAAGAAGAUAAUCCAAAUCAAGCAUUACAAUAUUAUGAACAAGCUCUUUCUGCGUUGGAGAAAUGUACAUCAUCUGAUUAUCAAGUCACUUCUGAAUGUUUGACAUCAAUGGCUUGUUUAUAUUCUGUUUGUGAUAUGAUGGAAGAUGCAUUACGGUGUGAACUCAAAGCACUUGAACUUGAUCGUCAGACAUUAUCUUCUAAUCAUUCUAACAUCGCAAAUAGCUUAAGAAAUGUUGGUCUAUGUUAUGAAGAUAUGAAUAACUUAUCCGAAGCACUUCGUUAUUACAAUGAAAGUCUUACGAUCUAUCAAGCUAAUUAUGAAUCGGAACACGAAAUGGUGAAAGAAGGUGAAGCAAUCAUUGAUAGAUUGAAAGAUAAACAGUUACCACUAUCAUCUCGUAAAAAAAAGAAAACAACGAAGAAAAAAUCUCACUCUAUUGCAGAACUGUCAUCUGGUCGUUCAAAUCAUAAGAAAUAG
Molecule: messenger RNA, 2439 nt
Organism: Adineta steineri
Lineage: Eukaryota; Metazoa; Rotifera; Eurotatoria; Adinetida; Adinetidae
Source: the annotation of a GenBank genome assembly